This is a messenger RNA of Amyelois transitella, 1656 nucleotides long. Its product is annotated as potassium/sodium hyperpolarization-activated cyclic nucleotide-gated channel 1-like. The transcript is spliced from 4 exons. The record is from RefSeq and is a predicted model, not a curated record. The coding region runs from base 1 to 1641 and encodes 546 amino acids. NCBI's taxonomy places the organism in Eukaryota, Metazoa, Arthropoda, Insecta, Lepidoptera, Pyralidae.
AUGAGUAGAAAUGCUCGUAAAUAUAGAUUUCAUGAAUCAUAUUACGAUCACGCCUGUUUGAUUGUCAGCGAGCGAGAUGUUUUGGACAUCGACAUAAGAGGCAUGAAUUGGAGUGCUUCUUUGAGGAGACGGUGGCACGACUUGUUCCUGCUGUCCUAUUCAGACGAAAGAGCAGGGGACUACUACAACAGUACCCAUGCUAUGAGAAUGAACCGCAUGAUACAUUUCCGAAGGCAUCGAGGGUGCAUACAUCCAUUGAGCAAAUUCCGGUUAGUUUUUCUUCGCACACAUUUUCCCAAAAUAAUAUUUUAUCUCGCCAUGUUGCUCGAACUGUUUGUAAUUCUGGAUAUAUACAUCAACGCUCGAACUGGUUUCAAACAUAAUGUUUGCAAGAAGAUAGUCCUUGAUGGAUAUCACGUGUUAUUAAACUACUGCUCCACCAAGCUAUUCUUCCACAGCUUGUCUGCCAUACCUCUUGUUUUCAUCAUGUUCUUGCGGUACGGCAAAAACAUAAACUGUGCGCUCUGCAAGGCCAAUUAUUUCAACUGUGUUAUAAAUUUUCUCACAAUUAUCAACUUAUUCAGAGUGUAUGAACUAUCCUCAUACUGGAAGCGAGAUAGGAUGUCUUAUUACGAAACUAUGUGUUUUCAUUUCAUACGAAUAGGAGUCAUCAUUUGCCUAGCGAUUUCUCAGUUUCUGCACUACAGCGACAUUAUAUGUCUUAUCCAAGUCAUGAAAACCUCCGCUGUCUCGACGCCGACUCACAACUCAUCUUUCUUCGACGCUUUAUUCAGCUUUAUAUAUGUAGAAAAGGUGAAUUUUACUAACAUGAUGUAUAUAAAUGCUCAUUUUUGGAGAAUAAUGAAUUUCUUGGCACGACCGAGUUUCAGCUUGACAUUAAAAACUACAAAUUACAAAUACGCUGUUAUAUAUCCGCAUCCAUUGAUGAAGUUUACAGCUUACACGUUGAUUUUAAUUAGCACCGUGUGGUUGGCGUUCGAAAUGUUCUGUUGUAUUACUCGUGAGAACUAUUUCGAUGAUGAGGUCUAUAAAAAUGAGCAAUAUUUGUCAAAUUUGAUACAAGCAAAGCAGCUGUCCGAAGAUAUACGUGCGCAAAUAAAAGACUACUUUAACUUUAUUCCGGCAAAAAUAAAACUGAUGGAACAAAAAAACAGCUUGAACCUAUCGUUGCCAACUGUUUUGAAAGAUGAAAUAAGAUGGCAGAGCUUCAGCCGGUACGUGUUACGGAUACCUUACUUCAGCGACUGGCCGAAGGAAGUCAUUGAAAAGUUAGUUCGUUUGAUAACUGAACAAAUCUACCUGAAGAACGAUUUGAUUGCAGAGGUGGGGGUGCCAGCCGACGGUCUGAUGAUACUGUAUGCUGGUGUACUGGCAGUGUACUCUCUUCAGAACGAGGAAGUGGGCCACCUCAUCGACGGUGACUAUUUCGGAGAACUGUCGCUCGUGACUGACAGAGAGAUCAAGACUUCACACGUCAUAGCGGUCUCCGACUGCAAGAUCCUGGUCGUAGAAAAGAUUUCCUUCAGGCAUAUGAUGAGGGAUUAUCCGAAGCUUUUUUAUUCCUUGCGAUUAAAACUGAAGAGGAAGUAUAAUGCUUGGCCUGUCGCCAGAUUGAGCUAAUAAAUCUUUUAUGCG